Molecule: messenger RNA, 3132 nt
Organism: Cyclospora cayetanensis
Lineage: Eukaryota; Apicomplexa; Conoidasida; Eucoccidiorida; Eimeriidae
Exons: 14
Coding region: 1-3132 (1043 amino acids)
Molecular function (GO): protein binding
Source: RefSeq, a predicted model, not a curated record
AUGCAUCCUUGUAGGCCAGCAGAGGGUGCCGCCACCAGCGGCACGCCAGCCUACAGGGACGCCUCUCUUGCGAGGAGGCUGUACAGUGGCGUCGGAAACAGCGAAACAUCCGUCGACAGCAGCACUAGCAGCAGUACUAGCAGCAGCACUAGCAGCAGCACUAGCAGCAGCACUAGCAGCAGCACUAUCAGCAGCACUAGCAGCAGCACUAGCAGCAGUACUAGCGGCAGCAUGAGUAGUAGCAGCCACAGAGACAGAGGCGUUCUGGCGUCCAGACGGAGCGGGAAGCGCGUGCAGCUGCAUCCGCACGUCUCCCAUCGCUACAUACACUCCAGGAGGGAGGAGCACUUGAAGAAACACUUUCGCAGAGUGUCGGCGAGCUCUCCUGAGGGGGCUGAGACGCUCGCUGCAAUAGCUGCAAGAAAAGCAGCACCGGCAGCUACCCUUGCCGAGCGAGCAGCCACAGAAUCUGAAAAUGCUGCUGCGUUCGCAUGGCCAAGGGGUUGCUUCCUCAGGAUUCGUCUGACUGCUCCGCGAGCUGACGACUUAGCAGAGACCCUUAGACGCCUAGAGGCAGCUCUGCAGCAGCUGAACGCCCUUGUAGCGAGGCAGCAACAACAGGAGCAACAGCAGCAGGAACGACAGGAGCAGGAGCAACAGCAGCAGGAAGGACAGGAGGAGGAGAAAGCGCCGGCGUUUUUGCUGUCAGUUGCCUGUCUCCCGACGCAGCGCAGAGUGCUCACGCUGUUGCGGUCCCCCUUCAAACACAAAGACAGCAGAGAGCAGUAUGAAUUGCUGCAGCGGAAACUUUUGGUGGACGUCCACCUUAGUGCAGAGUUGCUGCGUUACCUCAAGAAGAAGCAGCAGCAGAGCGCUGGCAGUCGCAGGGACGGGGGUGCUGGUGAAAAAAGCACUGUUGGAGAUUGCCCGAUGGAGUCUCUUAAGCGGCUGCGCUCACACAUGCGACUCUUCCGCCGACAUUUCGGAUUUCUCUUGCAGCGGCAGGAGGGACUGCAGCAGCACGAGGAGGAAAAAAAAGAGGAAUGGCAGCAGCCUGAGCACGCGUUGUUGAAUCGUGAGAAGGCUCUUGAGGACGCGGUGUAUAGGGAGCUGCAACAAAUGCCUUUGCAGGAUGUGCAGCUGGCUAGUGCUCCUUUCCUGCACUUGCCUACCUUUUUGAGUGUCAGCAUGCCCGAGAGAGUCGGCGCUUCCGCCUACUUCGACAUGUAUGUACACCCGGAAAAGCUGAGGCGUAUCUGGCACCGCCUAGGGAUGCGCACCCAGUGGAUAUCUAAAUACCGACUGUAUCAACGGGAGAUGGAGAAGAAGGAAAAGCUGAUAGACGAGCUGCUACAUCCCAAGUUUCGCUUCGACCGUUUACUCCGGUGGCCGUCGGACUUUGAUUCUUUGCGGAUGAAGCAGAUCCCCGAGCUCGAGAAGAUGCUUCGAAUCGCAAAGAUGUACAGACAGCAGCGCCUGGCCCGCGCGCGAAGAGGAGAGGCUCCCUUUGAGCCCAAACUGCAGUAUGGCCGGCUGGGUUUUCGUUCCAUAUCCCUCAGUCCAUCAGCUGCGGCGCUGCGCGCAGCAGCAAAAGAGGCAGGGGCCUUCAGCAGCACAGGACAGCCUUUGCUGCUGGAGUUACAGAGGCCCCCCUCCCCCCUCAGGUUCUGCACUCCCCUUCGUUCCCCCGACUGGGAAUAUACAUUUGCUGCUGCGGCGAAAACCACAGGCGACCUACCUGUCAACUGCCGGCGUCAGCAGCAGCAGAAACAGCAACAGAAGCAGCAGCAGCCGGGGGCACUCGACACCACAGAUCGGGAGCCGCUAGGAGAGCCUUCACUUCUGUACCUGCGCAAGAUCCGCUGGAUGGCACGCAGUGCAGCCAUCCCGCCGCGAGGUCUUCGUUCUGCUACUCACCGCUUGCGAGACUGGAGCGUCUUGGCAAAUGCUGCAGCAAGGGCAGGCAACAUUGAAGCUGCGGCUGCCGCACACUAUUCCUUGGGGUUGCUGCUGGAAGGCAACAAAAUGUUUGGAAAGGCCCUGCUGCACUACACAGAAUUCCUUAAGAUGGCGACUAUCCUAGACUCCCACGAACUUCAGGCCUUGGCACACAACGCUAAGGGCGUUGUAUUCGCGGCUUUGGACAUGCUAAAUGACGCCGUGCAGGAGCAUCUAUUGCAACUAAAGCUCUCAGACGAAGCCGGGCAGCUGGUGGCGCACAUGAAUUUAGGAAUUUUGUUGCACAGAAUGGGAAAAGAUGAGGAAGCCCGGCGUCACUUAUCAGCAGCAGCAGAUCUCGGAGUGGAGCUGAACGACCCCUUGAGUUAUUCGCUCGCUCUUGGCAACUUGUCAAUCUGCUCUGAACCCUCUGGAGACUACGAGAUGUCAAAAAGACUUCUUGAAGAGCAUCUCGUCAGGGUUCAGCGGGAAAUUUCCAGGCUUGCAGCACACAGGCCCCCGGCUGUGCCCUUAGGGGAUGCACGGGCUGUUCUGCAGCAAGAUACCAAGGAGAGACGUCAACACAAGCUCCGGCUGCAUCUGCAGCACUGGGAAAAUCCGCGAACGAGAGCCGGCACACCCUGGAAACAAAAGGCAAUAGUUGCAAAUCACGUGUCGAGACACCAUGUGCAGGCGAGAGACAGCGAGGCCUCUAUGGCGAAUGCCAGGAGAGCGGCCACAGCCGCUGCUGCCGAUCUCCUUAGCGCGCACCAGGGCGUUCCGCAGGCAGCAGAAGCAGCAGCAGCGCUGCUGGUCCGACAUGCAGUCGCAAGCAGCAGCUCAAGUGCUGCAUUGACGCCUUCCACAGCAGCCACAGCGGCAGCAACAGGAGGGCUGGACAGCCUGUUGUUGCGCCGAAUUACCAGCAGACAGCGCUAUCUGGAUGCCGCUAAGCGACUCUCCGCUUUAGCAGUCUCAGGGCCUGGCGCACUUCACCGGCUCUACGUGGGCCAUGCUGGGCGUCGUCGCAGCAGCGAAAAACGCAGCAACAGCUACGAAAGCGGUGGCAGCAGCCUCAGUCACAGCAGCAGCGACUCCGAAGGCUCCGUGUGCGAUAUCUAUGAGUGCGACAUCCAGCAACGGCUGCUCGAGGAAGCAGCAGCAUGUGGUGCAGCGGCGUGCGCCUCUCUGUAA